Molecule: messenger RNA, 5160 nt
Organism: Anopheles maculipalpis
Lineage: Eukaryota; Metazoa; Arthropoda; Insecta; Diptera; Culicidae
Gene: gukh
Exons: 6
Coding region: 85-5160 (1691 amino acids)
Biological process (GO): actin cytoskeleton organization
Cellular component (GO): cytoskeleton
Molecular function (GO): protein kinase A regulatory subunit binding
Source: RefSeq, a predicted model, not a curated record
UUGUGUUGGCCAGUAAGUAGUGUACGUGUGUGUGCGAGCAUUGUUUCAACGACGACCACCCAGGUGAAAACAACAUGAAGCAAAAUGCCGUUCGUGAAGCGUGUCGUAACUCCAAAGUAUAUCGCCCGCUCGUCCAAGUUGGCACUGCAGCCGUACGCGGCCGCACCGACCAUCCCGGUGGCGGACAAUGAGUUCGAAGCGCUGACCAACGUCACGCUCAGUAACGCCCUACGUCAGCUCGCGUCCCUCGUCUACAUCUCGAACCAGAUCUUCACCGAACUGCACGAGGAGCUGUCCAGCGUCAAUGAGCGAUCCCUCGGCAUCAAGCAACGUAUUGAUCGGCUGUCCCAGAAGGUGGAAAAGUUCGAUCCGAAGCAGGUUACAGUCCCGGAAAGUGACCUCGAUACGUUCGUGCAAAUUAAGCAGCACUACACGACGAAGUACCAUGUGGAUACGGCCCUGUUCACCGUGGCCACCCGGUCCGAUACGGUGCGCGAGCUGUACGAGGCGGCCGCCAAAACGCCCGUCGCGACGAUCGCCGAGAUGGACCGGAUCAUGGGCAAUAUUGCCGGAAACAGUACGGAGGCGUUCAUCUGCACCCCGGUGUUAAGUAGACAGCGGCGCAACGCCCGUGCUAACAACGUCGAUAUGGACAUCGAAGUCAGCCUGCCAACCGCCGUACAAGAUCUACGCAAAUGGACAUCGUCCGAAGCGAUCGGCGACGUCACCACUGGUGUCGCGUGCUCUGUAAAGAUAGCGUCCAACAGUUCCGUCCUACCAAACAUAACCGAAACAUGUACGACACCGUCCGACCUUACCGACGCUCCGACCACAUCCAACAUGGCCGACGAGACGGAUAUCGAUGCGAUUACGACGCUGGCGGAAACGGUCGCCAGUAACAGUAGUGGAGAUGAUCGUGUCGAUCACCUGCUGCCAUCGCCAGCAGAGCAAUGCCGUGUUCUAGCCUCAAAGUUCCCAGCGGAAACGAUCAAAAUUGAUACUUCUGGCCGGGCGUUCGAUCGUAUGUCGUCGACACGGAAGUCACUGGUGUGCUACACGACGACACGCCCCAAGAAGGAUGAUGCCAAGCCGGAAGAGGACACGGUUAGGCGGCGGUCCCGGUUACGGCGACCACGUGGCAAAAGACGCAACACGAUCGCGAGCUCGGAUCAGCGGGAAAUUGCGGAGGUUAUCAACAAGGGAGAACCAGACACCGGUACCGUCGCUGACGAGCAUCCGGUGUGCGAUUUCGGUGAGCUAAUGCCAGCCAUUCGCAGCAAGUCGGGUGAUCUGCUGCGCAAGGAACCGUCCUUCUCGGCCGAAUUUGCCAAGAGCUUCAACAAAAUGUCCCACUUUAACUCGCUCAAGCAGUGGGGCAUGAACCGGCUGCGUAUGAUUAACCGCGAGUCGGCGAGCCACCGCGACAAGGAUCAGGACAUUGACGACUUCAAUAUCCACGAUACCACGCUCGCGCGUCAGCCCAGCAUCGGUGGUAGCCGGCGCCGGGGUUCCGACCGGGAGAAGCGCCUUUCGCACGAUCGAAAGCCGUCUUACUCAUCGUCGGAACGUAGCUCGACCGGCAUCCUUGGCGGUACGACGUACCUACCCGCCUCGAUCAACCCGGUAAAGUUGAGGGAAACGUCUACGAUAAGACGGCAGCGCCGUACAGCACUGGGUAAUAGGGACGAGCCACACUCGUCGAGUGGCAAUUGGAGCGCUAGUUCCGAAUCGGGUAGAACAUCGAUCGGUAGUGAGAUUACGACAACCAACACGCACCCAAAAUCGAGUGCUUCAAGUACUUCGUUGAAUCACAGCAAUCCUAUCAGCUCGAGUGCACCACCCAGUUCGAUCGUUAGCAGACGACGGUUCUUCAACACGUCCGCAUCGAGUAGCGUCACGAGCGAGGGUACGAUCACGCCCGAUCUGCAGACGUUCGACUAUCACGAUGAGGGUGGCGAGACCAGUUCAGUGUAUUCUUGCGACACGGAAGGUUACUACACUUCGUUCCACGUGGAUUCUGGGCUGAAGACGCUUAAGGAGGAGGAACCCAUGACACCGCUCCAAUCGACUACGGCUCUGUCAAGCAUUACAUCGUUCUCGAGCUCGGGUAAUACGACCGUUGUGUCGCAAGACACCGAUUACGAUGUGUAUGGGAAGGGUUCCACAUCGACGACAACCAGUUCGGCGGGCACGAUAUGUACGGUGCUGGCCGAAGGAGACAAGAACGUUAGUGCUAGUGCCUCCAAUUUGCCCAAGAUCCCGGAACGAAAGAGUUCCCUGACGAAGUUAAAUCGUAGCAAUAGUACUGCGAGCAAUGGUACAUUGGAACGGAGUUACUCAAGUAGUACACUGGGUAGUACACUGGACAGUACCGGGACGAUCAAACGCAACGGUGUACUUAUACAGAAGGAGGUGCUAAAAAUACUUCGCCAGGAAAACAACAAUCGUCUCGAUGUGGCUGAUGGAAACGCACCAAAGGUAGCUACUGUUGGGCAACAACCUCCGGGAGGAACGGUGUCCAGUGAGAGCGGCAAGCUGCUACCACCUACUGCCGAACCCGAACACUCCGAAUCGUCCGAUGUGGAGUGCUUGGAGCGUACUGAAAGACUGAAGGUGAAGACCACUAUCAACACGAGCCGCAUUCCUUCUAUGUGCAUCAUCACACCAACGAACAGUGACGAUGAACAGCCUCAGCCUCAGCAGCAACAGACUGCUACUUCCGGCACCAAGACGACGCAAGUUAGUAAAUCAACCGAAAAGAGUGGCGGCAACAAGCGACGGCCCUCGAUGUCGGACUCUCUCUCGUUCGAGUUGAAGAAACCGAAAGAUUUCCGCAAACACUCGCUACUUCCCUUGAACAAUGUGUUCGAUAGGAUUAAGGGCGCAUUGCCACAUUUGAAAAAAUCACCCACCAAGGAAGAUUGUACCGGUGGGUUUGCCGCUUCCAAGCAGCUGGCCGGUUCGGAUGCCCGUCCAGAGGAAGGUAUGGGUGAGGGUGAGUACGUCGAGAUUUCCAAGGGUCGUAAAACGCCGAACGAACUUACGGUACGUCGCAAUUUGGCUACGGUACUGUCCGGUAAUUUAAACGAAGAGACCGAGUAUGUGUCACUGAACGAGCUGCCCUGCAACAUUAAGUGUGAGAGCGCCAACUUCCUCGAUGGGGAAAAGUCCACCACCGAGAGCAGUACUCCGGCAGCUGGCACGCUACAACAAUCGGGUCAAGAUGGCGCCAGAAGCAAUACGACUGCAGCAGGGGAAACCGGCUGCGGUACGCGGUACGCUGCGCUGAAGGGUGCUGCGCGUGUGAAGUUGGAUGCGAACGGGCGAGUAAUUUUCUCAUCUGACAGCUUGAAGCGUCGGAAGGGUGCCCACACAACGUUCGCUCCCGGACCAUGCGUAAAGGAUGUGUCGUCACGCGAAGCGCAAUGUAAACAACCGCACGCUGUACUACAGCAUCCACAGCAGCAGCAGCAGCAGCAGCAGCAGUACGUAGGUGGCAAUGGUGGCGGGACAGUCAGUACAACGAACCCAGUAGAACCAGGUGACGGUAUAGCAGUUCUUCCCACGGUACGACAGUUAAAGCGUCCGCUCGUUUCUGCACGGUACGGUUCAGCCCGGAUCGGUCCAUCACCUUCCGGUGGUCUGUUGUUGGAACCACCGAAGAAAACACUAGUGGCCACUAUUCUCCCCAACAGUGCCAAACAACCAGCCGUACAGCCACCCCUUCGACGGGAGGCCCGUGAACUAACCAGCAUGCAUUCGUUCUCUCCGUACGGUACCGAUGUGGCCGAUACGGCUGGUGCCCCAUACUACGGUGCUACACCGAUUGCAGCCUAUCAGGCGCCCAUCACAGCAGUCGCACCAGCUGCAGCAACAGUAGGCCAUGCGAAACUGUAUCCCGAAGGUGCACACUCACUGGACCGUUCUAGCAUUAGAAACUGGUAUCCGGACAAGCUAACCGUGCAGCGGAAUCUUGCUACACUUCCCGGCCCGACCCGUCCGGACUAUGCGCGGACGUACCGAACCGGUGGCCCUGACUAUGAACCACCCCGGGCACUGAUGACGGGAAGCUUCGCAAGUCCACCGGCCAGUCCGGUUGUGCCGGAAACACCCGAUCCGAAUAGUCUGUACGCGAUUCCCAACAAGCUGAAACCAUCGCCACUGGCCGUAGGUCGGAGUGUCGUUCCGAAACCGCUCGAUCGUAGCCUGCGGACGAUGCUGGCCGAGCAGGGCUGCGGUGAGCUAUCGCCAAUCAAACCUUGCCAAACGAACCCAUUCCGUACGUCUACCCCGUCGAAGGAGGAUGACUUGCUAGGCCCGGUACAUCAGCGACUAUUGUCCUCCAACUCCGUACGCUCGCUCGGGAACUCACCGGUACAUUCCGGACGUUCGACACCGCGCGAAAUGCUCGAACAGCAAACACCACGUGGCCGACAUAGCUGGGCAUCGAACAGUGUCGAGGUGCCGAAAACAUGCUCCGAUCGACUCGGCACACCCAAAACAAGUUUGAUGGACUUCAAAAAGCUUCUGCUUGCCCACGGCACAAAGUCACAUGCUAGCCCCGGUUCCAAAAUGUCCGCUGUGGAGCUGCUGAAGAAGAGCAAAGAGACGGCCGCCACACGCCCGAAGGAACAGUCGACGGCCAGUAGCAGCAGUAUGACGAUCCUGGAUAUGUCCGCUUCACCGAAAAUGUACAGCUUCCGGCGGAUGACACAGCAGGGUGGUUAUAGUGGAUCACCCACGAAAGGAGGUGGUAGUAAGGGUGGUGGUGGAUCGCGUUCGAACUGGCGGUACAAUAAUAUGCGCACGGGGGUUAUCGCCACCGCCAUACCGGAAGCGAACAGUGAGGAAGACAUACUGCCAACGGGUGACGGUGGUAUGAAGGGUGCGGAAAAUGAACCGAAAAAGGAAAGUGAGGUGAAGGUGGAGGAAGAGGAACCGAUCAGUAGCUUUAAGGAGAACAUUUUCCUCAAAGAGGACGAAAACAAUUUUAUGCGCGGAGAGGUACCACGGUUGGCCAAAUCGUUUGCCGGAUUUUCCACAUCCGAUGGGCCACCUCGGGGUGGUAAGCUGGUGAAGGAUAUGGCAGCCAAACUAAUGUCCCGGGACCAAGCGACGGGUGCAGAAUCGGCUUCAGCAGCUCUCGAGACGGCGCUCUAA